Messenger RNA from Strongylocentrotus purpuratus (purple sea urchin), 1483 nucleotides. RefSeq names its product selenoprotein S (gene selenos). Bases 142 to 702 code for a protein of 186 amino acids. NCBI's taxonomy places the organism in Eukaryota, Metazoa, Echinodermata, Echinoidea, Camarodonta, Strongylocentrotidae. Gene Ontology annotation, biological process: retrograde protein transport, ER to cytosol; endoplasmic reticulum unfolded protein response. Gene Ontology annotation, cellular component: Derlin-1 retrotranslocation complex; endoplasmic reticulum membrane; Derlin-1-VIMP complex. The transcript has 6 exons. The record is from RefSeq and is a predicted model, not a curated record.
CAUUCGCGAUCGCCCAUUCAAUUUGCGUGCAGUUCAAGUGCCAUGCAAAUGGUGAAGAGAACACAAUCCAAAUCAACGGAGUUCGAAAUUAAUUGAAUCGGUGCUUUAUGUCUGUCAUGUAAACAUCAAGAUUUAUCCAACAUGUCGGGAAUGUUUGAAGAUCGGGAGCUGACGGAGGAAGGAAAUACCACACCAGAGGGUGUUUCGUAUGGACUCUCAACAGCCUCAGAGUUUGUAGCGACCUAUGGAUGGUAUAUCUUGUUUGGUGUGAUUGGGCUAGUUUAUAUCAACAGCUGGCUGGAUACAAGACUACAAGGAUGGAAGAAACAGAGAAAGCAAGAAUCAGAUCUAAACAGCUAUAAUGCGAAUGAAGUGCUGCAGCGACAGGAGGCGAUGGAGAGAGCAAGACAGAGACUUCAGGCCAAGUAUGACGCAGAGACAGAAGAAUACGCCCAGAAACAAAAGGAGAAAGAAGAAGAGAAGAGAAAGGAAGAGAUAGAGGACUGGGAACGUCAUCAGAAAGGUCUCGGUUAUAAAUCCAAAACAAAAGCUGCCAAGGAAGCCGAACAAGCGGAGGCCCGUGGAGUUACCAGGCAGGAUAAACCAAAAAAGAAGUUAAGAGAUGAUUACAACCCACUGUGGGGAGGUCAAGGUUCAGGGUUCCGCCCGUCAGCUCGACCAAGCCGCAGCGGAGGCGGAUGAGGUUAAAGGUCGUACACAGGUCACUCAAAGGUCACUUAAUGUUCCAGUAAUGUUCUAGCAAAAUUUAUCCUACAUGUAUACUGCCUUGAUGAAUGUAUAACAUUCACAUGCUGUAGACACACAUAAGGCCUGUCCUCAUCAGCUCGAGUUUGCCGAAUAACCCGCUAUUAUAACUAUCCCGAUCGCAAAUUAACCAGUUACAUGUACUUUGUGUCUUCAUCAGCCCGCAGUUGCAAUUAGCAGGAUAUCUGGUUGAGAAAAUAUCCAGAGAAAGCUUGGUCUCGUUUCCAAAAUAUCUGGCUAUUUGGGAAUUAAGGGGCUAAUUUGCGCCCGUCCGAGUUUGUGAUGAGCGUAUCGGUCUGGUGAAGAUGCAAUUUUGAGUUUCGGGAUGAUAUCCCGAGUCUGAAAAUGGCGGGUUAUUUGCCAACUUGAGUUGAUGAAAAUAGGCCUAUAGAGGCGUCGUGGUUAAGUGGAUAUGUCAUCAGAUAUAAGAAUGUAAUGAUGCGUUUUUUCUUUCUUUCAGAAAUAUCAUAAACGUAUAUCUGCGCUAUGUGUGCUCUGCAUUUUAGAAAACUAUUUGUUUGGAAUAUAAGGAUAAUCAUUUCGUUUGGGUAGGAAAGCUGGAACAUUCUCUGACCUUAGAUCUGUGUACAUUUUUAUUUCAAAACCCAAAUUCUACAGCUGGUAAAAUUAAUUGAAUCUAUCCCUAUUCUUGCCUGAAACCCUGCAAGCAUUAUCUGAAAAUUGGUGCCAUGUAAAUGUGGAUUUAAUUUGAAGUAAA